AUGGGUAGGGUGUCGGAUUAUGUGUCCCGGAAGUCGGGUUCGUUUCCCAGCUUCAUGGCCCGAAAAAGCGAAGCCUAUCUACCAGUAUCCACGAAACCACAGCCUAAGUUCAGAGUCAAAGCUCUACUCGGCCACUGUCUCUAUCGGAGAGUAGUUAUAUGGACUUUCCUUACCAUCGGCUUCUUGACCUAUGUCUUCUUCAAUCCUGGCCUAACUGAAAGAUCGCGGGAUGUACUUGAUCUUCCAGAGGAGGAAAAUCAGGAGGAAACGGAAGAUAAUGCCAACAGUCCUCACUGGCUUAAGUACAAGCAUCUGGAUGGCUAUUAUAAUGGCCUAAGGUCACUUGUAUCGUUCUCAGACUACAAGCCGGAGUACCCUGAAGUAUCGUCUACUGGCAAGGGUUCUAGUCCUUCACCAACUGUCCACCAUUCUAAACCGCCCAAGCCUAGUGUAUAUCGUCCUCAUCCUGACUAUGAUUCCGACGAGUAUCAGAAGACUUAUGUUCCUGUGAAACGCUGCUACAUUGAUGAGGAUGACAAGAUUCCCGCUCCGGAUCUGUAUGCGUACAGCGGUGUCCCUCAAGGUCAACCUAAGCCAGCGAUAGGAUCUUACGAUCUUUUAGGCUUACGAGAGGAUGUCUGCUUCGAUCGUUUUGGUCGAUAUGGACCGUAUGGUCUUGGUUAUGACUUAAAGUCUGGUGGAACAGGCGAAGCUCUUGAUACCGAGCACGAAGGUAACGAGGUUAUUUGGGAGAAGACUGGGAAGAUCAACUAUGAAAAUAUUGAUUGGGCCUCAGCUCAAGAACGUUGUUACGCGGCGAAUGAAGACCGCUUCUUCACUGGUAACGAAACUAGAGAUUUCGAACUAGCACAAGCUGGUCGCAAGAGACUGGAUCGCAUCGCUAUUGUCGUGCGAACUUACGUCGGCUUUCAGUGGACAAGUCAUGCUCUGCUCAAUUUCCGUGCCAUGAUCAAUGAACUCAGCCUGAGGUCUGGUGGCGAGUAUGACGUUCAUUUUCUCUUACAUGUUCGUGACAACAAUGCACCCAUUUGGGCGGAUCCUGCCACGGUCCAGAAUAUUCUCGAUGUCAAUGUUCCUCCCGAGUUCCAUGGGCUAUGUACUCUCUGGUCCGAGGCUCAGAUGAAGUUGUACUAUCCCGGUAACUUCGGCGAUACCUUCGAAAACCCGUCCAAUGGUGAUAUUCAUGGAGUUUACCGAUCUGCGCACAUGCCGCUCCAGCAUUUUGCGAUGAUGCAUCCUGAAUAUGCACAUUUCUGGAACUGGGAGAUGGAUAUGCGCUGGACUGGGUCGUACUACGAAUUAUUCGACAGGCUUGGCAAGUGGGGCGCUGCGCAGAGCCGAGAAGGCAUGUGGGAACGAGCAAGCAAGUAUUAUAUCCCUGGACUUCACGGUAGCUGGGAAAAUUUCACGGAGCUCGUCCGCCAUGAAACUAAGCAGUCUGGGAAACGGCCGAUCCUAGGGCCAGUAGUAUUCACUGGCAAAUCCGGCCUCCAACAAGGAGAUAUCUUCUUGCCGUCAGGCUGUUCGAGUGGAUCGGAUAUGUCGAAAUGCGGCGUCGGGGAGGAUGCGGACCUAAUCACACUCAACCCGCUAUUUGAUGUUGAGGACUCUGGUUGGGUUUUUGCCGGCGACGUUACUGGUUACGACAUGCAGUAUGAGAAGCCGCCCCGAAGGUGUGCCAUUGUAACUGCUUCUCGAUUAUCGCGUCGUCUGUUAAGAGUAAUGCAUGAGGAAACAUGGCGUCUGCACCAUAGUAUGUUCAGCGAGAUGUUCCCGCCUUCUAUGGCAUUACACCAUGGUCUCAAGGCCGUGUACGCCCCUCACCCGGUCUAUUUGGAUCGGAAUUGGCCUCAAGAGGAGAUUGAAAAGGCUUUCAAUGGUGGUCGGGACCACACUUCAGGCGGCCAUGGUUCUCCGUUCGACUUGGUAAAUGAGCAUAACCACAAGGGGACGAGCUGGUACUACAAUAGUGAAUUCGCCGGUUUGUUAUGGCGUCGCUGGCUUGGUUAUGCUCAGAUGGAUGGCAGAGGUAACAAUGGUGGACGCGCUGGCGAAGGUACGAAGAGGGGCGGACAGAAGGAGGAAGAGAACCCGAAGAGCUCGGGCCGGCUAUGUCUACGGAGCAUGCUCGUACAUCCCAUUAAGUGGGAAAACCCUGCCGAGCAGGGGUAA
Messenger RNA from Daldinia caldariorum, 2193 nucleotides. RefSeq lists its product as uncharacterized. The record is from RefSeq and is a predicted model, not a curated record. Bases 1 to 2193 code for a protein of 730 amino acids. The transcript is spliced from 3 exons. Lineage: Eukaryota; Fungi; Ascomycota; Sordariomycetes; Xylariales; Hypoxylaceae.